Molecule: messenger RNA, 1182 nt
Organism: Cooperia oncophora
Lineage: Eukaryota; Metazoa; Nematoda; Chromadorea; Rhabditida; Trichostrongylidae
Source: the annotation of a GenBank genome assembly
AUGGCUGAAAGAGUCCGGCAUGGUCUUCUGUCAAAGAAAGGAUUGGUUGAUGUUGUUGCUGGGCCGGAUGCCUACAGAGAUUUGCCUCGUCUGAUAGCUGUAGCUCGGGCUGGUAGUAGUGCGAUUAAUGUUCAGUUAUCCGUUGAGGAGACAUACGCCGAUGUUCAACCGGUUCGAGUGGAUAGUAACGCGAGGACUGCAUACGUGUCUAUAAUGCGUGGAUGCGACAACAUGUGCACAUACUGUGUUGUACCUUUGACAAGAGGCCGGGAAAGAAGUCGUCCGAUUGAUUCUAUCAUCGAUGAAGUGAAGCGACUCAGUGAUGAGGGCGUUAAACAAGUCACUUUAUUGGGUCAAAAUGUCAACAGCUAUAGAGAUAUGUCCGAGUCAAGCUAUGUUGUGGAGAGCGCUAUGCCAACGAGCACUGUUCCUGGAUUCUCUACAGUCUACAAGCCGAAGACAGGUGGUCGGACGUUCUUGACACUGCUAGAAAAAAUCUCGGAAGUGGAUCCCGAAAUGCGCAUUCGCUUCACAUCACCACAUCCCAAGGAUUUCCCUGUUGAGGUGAUCAAGCUGAUCAAAGAGAGGCCGAAUAUUUGUAAUCAGUUACAUUUGCCUGCACAAAGCGGUGACAAUGACACAUUGGAGCGGAUGGGUCGCGGCUAUACGAGAGAAGCGUAUCUCAGAUUGGUGGAUGACAUUCGAGGAGUGCUACCAAAUGUCAGCCUCACCAGUGACUUCAUUGCUGGGUUUUGCGGUGAAACCGAAGAUGCUCAUAGGAGGACUAUCGAAUUGAUGCGCGAUGUCAAGUAUACGUUUUGCUACGUCUUCCCGUACAGUAUGAGAGAGAAGACUCGUGCACAUUACCGCUUGACAGAUGAUGUGCCUGAAGAUGUGAAACGACGACGGCAUGAAGAACUGGCCACAGUGUUCCGUGAGGAAUCACUGGCGUUGCACAAAUCUCUAAUGGGAACGGAGCAGCUGGUGUUAGUUGAAGGGGUAUCUAGAAGAUCUCCGACGGCCUUGCAAGGCCGAGCAGAUUGUGGAACAAAGGUCAUAUUCGAGAACAGCGGCGGGUAUGAGGCUGGUGACUAUGUUGUAGUGAGGGUAAACGACUGCUCUUCACAAACACUGCGAGGAGAGUCCUUACGAAAGACUACUCUGAGAGAAUUCUAUAAUUAA